Sinocyclocheilus rhinocerous is the source of this 1043-nucleotide messenger RNA. RefSeq names its product lens fiber membrane intrinsic protein-like. Lineage: Eukaryota; Metazoa; Chordata; Actinopteri; Cypriniformes; Cyprinidae. The record is from RefSeq and is a predicted model, not a curated record. Gene Ontology annotation, cellular component: plasma membrane. Gene Ontology annotation, molecular function: structural constituent of eye lens. Bases 289 to 873 code for a protein of 194 amino acids. The transcript is spliced from 6 exons.
AUUGACAUCAUGCAUAUUCAUAGUGAAAAGUCGGACACACCAGGGCCCCUGCCCUAACCAGUUCAAGUGUAUUUGUUUCAGGGACAGAGGAGGUAGCAUUUAAAGGAUUUUGCCACCAUCAACAAAAAAGGGCAACAGAGGUUGUCUUUUUCUCUUUUGCCUCUUAAUAUCUCUCUCUCCCUCUCCACUCUCUCACUCCCUCUUUCCCCAGAGGAUAAGCAAAGAGGGAUUUGCCUCAGAAGCAACAAGUGCAUAUCUCCUUCCUGCAUAGUCACAGCGUGUGUCAGGAUGUACAGCUUUAUGGGCGGUGGCCUGUUCUGUGCCAUUAUUGGGAACAUCCUGAUAGUGGUUUCCACAGCGACAGACUAUUGGAUGCAGUAUCGCCUCUCAGGCAGCUAUGCCCACCAGGGCCUGUGGAGGUACUGCAUGGCCAACAAAUGCUACAUUCAGACAGCAAGUAUAGGUGCUCCCAAAGUUGUACCCCUGGCAUCUGAGAUUACAGGAGCUGUACUCUGGUUCGUUCAAGCAUACUGGAAUGCCACACGGGCAUUCAUGAUCCUAUCGGGAAUGGCGUGCUUUGCGGGCAUCAUGGCAGGCAUCCUCUCAUUUGCCCAUUUUUCUGCCUUUGAGAGAUUCAGUCGUUCCUUUGCAACAGGAAUCAUGCUUUUCAUCUCCACUCUGUUUGUGCUGCUGGCUAUGGCUAUCUACACUGGUGUAACCCUAAGCUUCCUGGGCAAGCGUUUCGGAGACUGGUGCUUCUCCUGGUCCUACAUACUGGGAUGGGUGGCCAUGCUCAUGACCUUCUUUGCAGGGAUAUUAUACAUGUGUGCCCACAGAUUGUAUGAAUCCAGGAGAGUGGUUGGAAGUCGCUAACCUAAAGAAGAUAAAACUGCAAGAAGCAAAAAUAUACUGACAAAUUAAUAGUUUAAAACAGCAUUAAAGGUUGUUUUUUACACAUGCACAUAUAUUUGUAUAAUUCUGCACAGAUAAAUAUACCAGUCUUCACAAAUGUUUAUUUCACUGUUCACAUUUUUUUUUCAAUA